Molecule: messenger RNA, 948 nt
Organism: Cryphonectria parasitica EP155
Lineage: Eukaryota; Fungi; Ascomycota; Sordariomycetes; Diaporthales; Cryphonectriaceae
Exons: 1
Biological process (GO): mitochondrial protein processing; protein quality control for misfolded or incompletely synthesized proteins
Cellular component (GO): mitochondrial inner membrane
Molecular function (GO): metalloendopeptidase activity
Source: RefSeq, a predicted model, not a curated record
GACCCAUGGUACCACCACCGCCUACGCACCGCGAAACCCCUCCUCUCCUCCACACCCGGCCAGAUCAUCCGAUCCCCUCGCACACACACCGUCAUCGUCGUCUCGGUCGCCCUCGCGCUGGGUUUCUACUGGUACAACCUCGAGGUAGUUCCCGUGUCGGGCCGCCGGCGCUUCAACUGCUACAGCGAGGCCACGGUGCGCGAGCUCGGCGCCAUGCAGUACAAGCACGUGCUGUACGAGAUGGAGCAGCAGGGCGGGCGGUUCCUGCCGGACCGCGACGCGCGCGUGCGCAUGGUGCAGAGGGUCAUGGCCCGGCUGAUCCCCGUCAGCGGCAUGGGCGAGGACGAGGAGAACGGCGGCUGGGAGGUGCGGGUGAUUGACAACGACGACCUGCGCCAGGCCAACGCCUUUGUGCUGCCCGGCGGCAAGGUCUUUGUCUACAGCGGCCUGCUGCGCCUGGCGCGCACCGACGCCCAGCUGGCCGCCGUGCUGAGCCACGAGAUUGCGCACAACCUCGCCGACCACAUCUCGGAGCGCCUGAGCCAGAGCGUCGGCGAGACCUUCUUCCUCGGCUCCGCCCUCAUGCUGCUCGCCGCCACCCCCUUCACCUUUGUCGCCGGCUACCUGUUCGGCGGCCAGCUCCUCGACCUGCUCUUCUCCCGCCCCAUGGGCCGCAUGCAGGAGAGCGAGGCCGACUACAUCGGCCUGAUGAUGAUGGCCGAGGCCUGCUACGACCCGCGCGAGGCCGUCACCUUCUGGCAGCGCAUGGAGGCCAUCCACCGCCUCGAGCCGCCCGAGUUCCUGUCUACCCACCCGUCCAACCUGCACCGCAUCGAGAGGAUCACCGGGUGGCUGCCCGAGGCAACUGAGAAGAGGGAUGCUAGCGACUGUGUCGGUACCCAGGGCUUCGCAGAGAUGUUCAGGCGGGCUAUGGCAAGGGGAGAUAUU